Molecule: messenger RNA, 6267 nt
Organism: Oncorhynchus nerka (sockeye salmon)
Lineage: Eukaryota; Metazoa; Chordata; Actinopteri; Salmoniformes; Salmonidae
Product: bone morphogenetic protein 4-like
Exons: 4
Coding region: 463-1686 (407 amino acids)
Biological process (GO): BMP signaling pathway
Cellular component (GO): extracellular region
Molecular function (GO): growth factor activity; cytokine activity
Source: RefSeq, a predicted model, not a curated record
CGGCAAGGGGCAAUAGAUGCUUGAUCAGUUGGAGAGUCCGCCUGUUCGCGCAGUGUGCCGCCCCCAUGAACUUCUGGAAAUGGGAACCCCGCUGCAAACCUACGCUGCUUCAAACCGCCUCCGUCUCCGGCCAUCGUCUCUCUCGCCUCUUGUUUUUUAGAGGGGUCGUUAAGGAAUUAAUGAUCCGAAGGAACCACCGUACUUCUCCAUAAAUUCAUUCGGCGUUUUCAGUACAUGCUUUACACCUGGACUUCCAUUGCAUGGGGAGAGCUCGCACUUUCUUUUUGUCAUAUUUACUUUUCUCGAGGAUACUACCUGUACCCCUACUAAUGGAACAGGGUCACUCCAACACUCUCGAGCAGCCCCCCAGCACCACGUAACAUUUCCCUGAGGAACGCGACCAUUGCCGGCUCCCAACAAACAUGGACUGUUUUCCCAUGCUUUAUUUUCUGUCGAGACAUCAUGAUUCCUGGUAAUCGAAUGCUGAUGGUCAUUUUAUUAUGCCAAGUCCUGCUGGGAGAGAGCAACCAUGCUAGUCUGAUACCUGAGGAAGGGAAGAAGAAAGCCACGGGCCUGCAGAGCCGGACUGCUGGUCAGAGCCAUGAACUGCUGCGGGACUUUGAGGCCACGCUGCUGCACAUGUUUGGACUGCAGAGGCGACCGCGGCCCAGUCGCUCGGCCACUGUGCCACGCUACCUGCUGGACCUCUACCGGCUGCAAUCGGGCGAGGCUGAGGAGGCCGGCACCCACGACACCGCCUUUGAGUACCCCGAGAGGUCGGCUAGCCGUGCCAACACCGUGAGGGGCUUCCACCACGAAGAGCACAUGGAGCCGGUUCAUCCGGGCGAGCCUCAGACGAAGAACGGCGAGGCCAUCCCACUGCGCUUCCUCUUCAACCUCAGCAACAUCCCAGAGGACGAGCUGCUCUCGUCGGCCGAGCUGCGUCUGUUCCGGCAGCAGAUCGACGAGGCCAUUACGGAAAGCGAGGGGGACAAGGAUCAGCUCCACCGGAUAAACGUGUACGAGGUGCUGAAGCCCCCGCGGGCCGGACAACUAAUCACGCGGCUUUUAGACACACGGCUGGUGCGCCAUAACGCCUCGCGCUGGGAGAGCUUUGACGUGAGCCCCGCCGUACUGCGCUGGACACGGGAGCGCCUGCCCAACUAUGGGCUGGCCGUGGAGGUCCAGCACCUCAACCAGACACCGCGCCACCAGGGCCGCCACCUGCGCAUCAGCCGCUCGCUGCACCAGGAGCCCGGGGAGGACUGGGAGCAGCUACGCCCCCUGUUGGUCACCUUCGGCCAUGACGGCAAGGGCCACCCGUUGACGCGUCGGGCCAAGCGUAGCCCAAAGCAGCGGGGGCGUAAGCGUAACCGCAACUGUCGCCGUCACGCUCUCUACGUGGACUUCAGCGAUGUGGGCUGGAAUGACUGGAUAGUGGCGCCCCCAGGGUACCAGGCAUACUACUGCCAUGGGGAAUGCCCCUUCCCCCUGGCAGACCACCUGAACUCUACCAACCACGCCAUCGUUCAGACGUUGGUGAACUCGGUAAACACCAACAUUCCCAAGGCCUGCUGCGUGCCCACGGAGCUCAGUGCCAUCUCCAUGCUCUACCUGGACGAACACGACAAGGUGGUCCUAAAAAACUACCAGGAAAUGGUUGUGGAAGGGUGCGGCUGCCGCUAACACUGACCAUGGGCAACUUGAGGCAGGCCGCACGGACGCUAUGAAAAUUCUUAAGGCCCCACCUUACUCCCAAAAUCUUCACUUGGACCCUUAUUUAUAACUUUUCUGUUGAGACGUAUGUUCGUCAUUUUUUUUUCUCUCUUGACAAUAUGAUCAUAUAUUUUGACAAUAUAUAUAUAUAUAUAUUUAUAUCUACAUAUAAAAAACAAGUGAGUCCUUAUUUUAAACAUAAAUAAAAAGCUGUACAACUUUUCAUAUUGUAUAUUAGAUUGUAUAAGGGUUUUUUAAAUGAGAAAAUAGUUUUUAAAAAAUCUAAAAAGUAAAGUUUAUUUACUGGUAAUAUUUAUUGCUUUGAUAUUAUACACAUACAAAAAAAUAAAAAUAAAUUGCCUUCCAAUAUUACAUUGUGGCAGAUCACAAGAAACACCAAUUGUGUACUUAAAUUAGAGCACUGUGUGAAAUGAUCACUUAGCUGAUUUGUUAUGAAUCAGUUGAAGUAUCAGAAAUGUACAUUGAUUUUAAUGAACCUUUAUACAUUGAUCUUUAAGACAGUUAUUUUAUUAGAUAGGUCCCUUGAGUUGGAAUCAGUUUUUUAUUCUUGUGAAAAAAUCUGAUAACAUGGGUUGUGAAAAAUGAAACUUUGACAGAAAAGGUCCUCAUGACUGUUUUAUAUGAAUUUGGAUUGAACACAUCUGCAUCUAAUACUUAGCCCGAUGGCUAUUUGAAAAGUACUCAAGUAAUUGUUGCAAUUCAUGAUAACAGAGGAAUAUUUCUCAUGCUCUGUUGCUUCCAAAUAAAACAAUGUUCGGUUUCAUAUCAGGCAUCAUCCAGCUUAGAAUGAUUCACGCUUGAGUAACGGACUUACACUAUAUACAGUGCCUUCGGAAAGUAUUCAGACCCCUUGACUUUCCACAUUUUGUUACUUUACAGCCUUAUUUUAAAAUGGAUUUUAAAAAAGAAAAAAGAAUCCUCAGCAGUCUAUACACAAUGCCCCAGAAAGACAAAGCGAAAACAGGUUUAGACAUUUUGGCAUAUUUACUAAAAAAUAAAAAACAGAAAUAGCUUAUUUACAUAAGUAUUCAGACCCUUAACUAUGAGACUCAAAAUUUAGCUCUGGUGCAUCCUGUUUCCAUUGAUCAGCCUUGAGAUGUUUCUUCAACUUGAUUGGAGUCCACCUGUGGUAAAUUCAAUUGACUGGACAUGAUUUGGAAAGGCACAACCUGUCCAUAUAAUAAGGUCCCACUCUUGACAGUACAUGUCAGAGCAAAAACUAAGCCAUGAGGUCGAAGGAAUUGUCCGUAGUGACCCUAAGACAGAAUUGUGUCGAGGUACAGAUCUGGGGAAGAGUACCAAAACAUGUCUGCAGCAUUGAAGGUUUGGAACCACCAAGACUCUUCCUAGAGCUGGCUUCCCUGCCAAACUGAGCAGUCAGGGGAGAAGGUUCUUGGCCAGGGAGGUGACCAAGAACCCGAUGGUCACUCUGACAGAGCUCUAGAGUUCCUCUGUGGAGAUGGGAGAACCUUCCAGAAGGACAACCAUCUCUGCAUCACUCCACCAAUCAGGCAUUUAUGGUAGAGUGGCCAGACGGAAGCUACUCCUCAGUAAAAGGCACAUGACAGCCCACUUGGAGUUUGCCAAAAAAGCACCUAAAGACUCAACAAGAUUCUCUGGUCUGAUAAAACCAACAUUGAACUCUUUGGCCUGAAUGCCAAGCAUCACGUUUGGAGGAAACCUUGCAUCAUCCCUACGGUGAAGCAUGGUGGUGGUAGCAAAAAUGUAUAUAAAUUAGCAAAAAUGUCAAAAAAUAUGUUUUUGCUUUGUCAUUGUGGGUUUUGUGUGUUGAUUGAUGAGAAGAAAAAACACGAUUUAAUAUUUUUUAGAAUAAGGCUGUAACGUAACAAAAUGUGGAAAAUGUCAAGCAGUCUGAAUACUUUUAGAAGGCACUGUCUACAAAGGUAUGUAUCAAAUUAGUGGAUUUGGCUAUUUCAGCCACACCUGUUCCUGACAGGUGUACAAAAUCGAGCACACAGCCAUGCAAUCUCCAUAGACAAACAUUGGCAGUAGAAUGGCCUUACUGAAGAUCUCAAUGACUUACACAGUGGCAUGUUAAAGGAUGCCACCUUUCCAACAGUUUUACUUUCACGUUUUGAAAGAUGAUCACUUUUUACAGUUUAUCAGGAGAACACAUAUGCCUAUUCAUUGGGUACUUGGGGAUAGGCUAACAUGUGGUGGUUAGACACUCACUAAUCCAAUUGCCAUAUGGGCGGAUAGUUGAAAUUGAUUGUUGGAGACACUUGAGGAGUGAUCCUAUUGUUUAUGAUGGUUUAGCAUUGGGGCACGACUGAACAACUGGUCAUGGUGAUACCCUUCCUCUGAAGAUUCAAAGGUUAGACCGUCUGUCUCCUGCCUUUAUCUUUGGCGGCUCAUCCAGACAGAAUAAAGACGCCUGUCUCCAACCUGUGCUCCAUUAUACAAUAGACUUUUACAUCACUUAUUUAAUCAGACGACUGCGCUAAAUUAUAUGAGAGCGUUUGGAGAGGGGAGUCCUCUGAACUUUUCAGGACAUUACACUGUAGCAUUUCCCCACGCCCUUGCAUUAGUUUAGAAUAGUGGACAUGUGAUAAGAUAAAUAUACAUGGCUUUUUUUGAAAAAAUAUUUUGGCUUCACCUUGGAAAUCUUUUAGGCCUGCGUGGUUGGAGAGAGUAGAAAUAAUAAACCCUUUAAAUGUACAACAGGCGCAGAAAAAGCCAUGUCUCCUAUCCGCGCCAAAGGGCAUCUCCGCAGGCGUCACCCAGAAGUAAACUACCCUAUCUGCAACCGGUCAGCCGGUUGUUUCCGAAAGGUUUGACAAAAAAAGUGAUCUUCAAUUAACCUCCAAUUUCCAAAUGAUCACCAAUAUAAUUGGAUUUGGUUUUCUAUGCGCCUAUAUUUUUGGUCAACACAAUUAUAAUGAAUUCAUAUGUUGGUGGGUGGAAUGAUGUGGUAUACUUGUCUAUAUUGCAGACAAUUGAACGUUUUGUUUGUGUUAUUUAGUCUUUCCAUCUUAGAUCAUCAUUUCUGCUCACCUACGAGAAGUCACCACAGCCAGCCUCAGGAUCCCAAAACUGCUAUCAGGUUUCCCUUUGAUGCCCACAUAUCAGGCGUAGCCUUGUCAAAAAAAGUGGGGGGUUGGUUAGAGAAUACAUUCAUUUUGAAGAGGCUGAAGGCAGGGAGAAGGGAGUUAUUCUAUCCAGCGGUUUAACAGUGCAAUUACACACAUUUGAAUUGAUCUCCCGAAUUUAGAUAACAUCAGCGAAUUAUGGUAAUUAUCUGCCCGAUUGACCUUCCACAAAGACGACGCGUGUUUAUUAAAAUGCCCGGAAAGUAGAGCAAAGUUUAUGCAAUUUUAGCACUCCCAAUGAGCCAGUAGGCAAUAGCAAUGACUGGGCUAUAGCCUACCAUUAGAAACCAGUGUAGAACUGUAAAAGUCUGAGCUGGGGAGGGGGUAUUGGAAUAUUGGGGAAUUAUGUUAAGGUUACGCAUCAGUUGUAAUGGUUGCGCAUGCUUUCUAAUGCAGACAAUAGAUCACUUUCGACCAUAUUUGGCUUGGAGUUACAAAAUUAAUAUUUAUCUUAGUGCUGACUCUGAGCCAGUGUCACGCGAGAGGCCAUUCUUACGCAAUUACAGGCAAGUCAUUAUGCGCAGUCUGUUGACAAGGGGGAACAAAUUGACUUGGAGACAUCUUUAACAAGCUUUUCAUUCGGACGUUUUGCAGUAAAAGCUUCACGUUUAUAGACAAUAAACCAUCUCUCUUUGCUUGGCCUUGUUAGCAUCUCUAUAAAUCAGAGAUUCACAGGUAGACAGUUUGUCAACACAGACCAGUGAGCAAAAUAAUGUGAAAUUAAAUUAGGGUAAUUUCGGUGAAAGAUAAAAAUAUAUAUUUUCCCACUCAUGCCAGCUUUUUCCAAGCUGUUAUUAAAUUGUAGUGAUUGUAGUGAUCGUAGUGAUCAUGUUCAACAUGUUCAGCUCUACAGAAAAACAUUACACUUCAACAUCAAUAACAUUCUCUAUAUUGGUAACAGAAUUGUUUUUCUUGCUAUGACUGUAAUAUGUGGAUGUUUAUCUACCUUAGUUGAAUGCACUGACUGUAAGUUGCUCUGGAUAAAAGUGUUUGCUAAAAGUCCAAAAUGUACAUGUAAAAGGAACACUUGCAAAGCAUGGUGGGUAUUAUUCUAAUGAGCUCCACCCCAAACAAGACCAAAUUUAGUCGGUCUAUGUCUCACAAGUUUGGACAGCACAGUAGAGUUUGGUUCAGUAGAGUAUAGUACAGUAGAGAACAGUACAGUAGGGUACAGUACAAUAUAGUACAUUUUACUGUACUUUACUGUGUUCUACUGAACUGUACUGAACUAUACUUUACUGUACUGUACUCUGAUGUGCUCUACUGUACUCUGCUGUACUCUACUGUAUCGAACUGUACUGAACUAUACUGUAAUGUACUCUGCUGUGCUGUACUGUGCUGUCAAAUUUGUGAAACAUAGACAUCUAUGAUUGGUUCAGAUUUGACUUGCCAAUAAAAAUGAAAUCUGUGGACGCUGAAA